This is a messenger RNA of Fraxinus pennsylvanica, 1395 nucleotides long. NCBI's taxonomy places the organism in Eukaryota, Viridiplantae, Streptophyta, Magnoliopsida, Lamiales, Oleaceae. The record is from the annotation of a GenBank genome assembly.
AUGAAGCACAUUGACAAUAAUCCAUCAACCCCAGGGAAGUGCAAGAUGGAGAAAUCUUCAUAUAGCAGGCCAAGGCUGCAUUAUUCUCUGGCCAAGCUCACUUUCUGGUCCUUCGUUUUUAUAGGCUCGAUCUUCUUCUUGUUCUUUAGAUCACCCUCUUCUUCAUCACCUGUCCCCUCGGAUCUCUCUAGGAGAUCCCUCAGAACAAGAUCCUAUGCUGGCCCUGCUUGGGAAAAAAGGGUCAGGACCUCAGCUAAAAUCAGGUCAAGAAAUGGGAUUUCUGUUUUGGUCACUGGUGCUGCAGGUUUUGUAGGAACCCAUGUCUCGACUGCUCUCAAGCGCCGUGGUGAUGGCGUUCUUGGGCUCGAUAAUUUCAAUGAUUAUUACGAUCCGUCCCUUAAGAGGGCGCGACAAGCGCACUUGGAGCGCACGGGGGUGUACAUUGUUGAGGGUGAUAUCAAUGAUGUUGCCCUCUUGAAGAAGCUUUUCAACAUUGUUCCCUUCACCCACGUUAUGCAUUUGGCUGCGCAGGCUGGGGUACGAUAUGCCAUGGAAAAUCCUAGCUCCUAUGUGCAUAGCAACAUUGCUGGUCUUGUUAGUGUUCUUGAGGUUUGCAAGAGUGUCAAUCCUCAGCCUGCUAUUGUGUGGUCGUCUAGUAGUUCUGUAUAUGGGUUGAACACCAAGGUGCCCUUUACAGAGAGGGAUCGGACGGACCAGCCUGCUAGCUUGUAUGCCGCAACUAAGAAGGCUGGUGAGGAGAUUGCACAUACUUACAAUCAUAUAUAUGGACUUUCAAUUACUGGAUUGAGGUUCUUCACGGUUUAUGGACCUUGGGGUCGGCCAGACAUGGCAUAUUUCUUUUUUACUAGGGAUAUUUUGAAGGGGAAGCCAAUUCCUAUCUUUGAGGCAGCCAAUCAUGGUACAGUUGCAAGGGACUUCACCUACAUUGAUGAUAUUGUAAAGGGUUGUUUAGCUGCAUUGGACACUGCUGAGAAAAGUACUGGUAGCGGUGGCAAGAAGAAAAGGCCAGCUCAAUUACGGGUGUACAAUUUGGGCAACACAUCUCCGGUGCCCGUUUCAAAUCUUGUGAGCAUUUUGGAAAGAUUACUCAAGGUGAAAGCAAAGAGGUUGAUUAUGAAAUUGCCGAGAAACGGGGAUGUGCAGUUCACACACGCGAACAUCAGCUUGGCUCAGAAUGAGCUUGGCUAUAAGCCCACAACAGAUCUGCAGACAGGGUUGAAGAAAUUCGUUCAUUGGUAUCUCAGAUAUGAUGGUGCUACAGGUGGUGUUGGAUAUGGCAGUGGUGGUAAGGUGUUUGUGUUGGUUUUGGUGGGAAGUGGUAGUGGUGUUGAUGGUUGUUUAGUGGUCGUGGUGCAGGCUGUUAUUGGUGGGUGA